AUGACGUCUGCAAGCGAUACAGUUCUUGACGAAAAACUGUCAAGAAAUAAAUCUGUAACGGAGCCCUGGAUUACAAGUCCGAGAAAUGAUGACAAUAAGACUGAAGGAAGUGUAAAUAAUACGACAGAGGAUACCAAAAACGGCAAAACAGCGUUAAAGGAAACAACAGAAAAACCAUCAAACUCGACUAACAAUGAGGAUGAAACAUCACAAUCUGUCAGCGAGACUGCCAAUAACGAAAGUGGUAAGAAUGAACAUAGCAAUAAUGAUAUCAAAGAACCAUCGCUUGUACAGGAGAAAGCAGAACAGCAAUCACAUGAAAGUAACAAUGUCACGUCUGAAACGAAGGAGAUUAAACCAGCUAUUAUCGGAAACGUGAUAGUAAACAAGUCCGCAAAAUCCAACGGUAUUGUUGAUUUUGAACCAAUCACAGAUGACGACUUGGACAUGUACGAUCCAGAGUUGUUGAUAACAGAGGAAGAAAAGAAGGCCUUUGAAUAUAUGAUCGAACAGAAAAAGGAGAAAAUCGAAAAAGAUAAAGCACAGUUUGAGACAUGGGUUGAUUCCAUUACUAGGCGGAGAAUGUUUGCCUUAAGCAGAUUGCGCAAGCUUGGAAAAUGUCACGGAGAACGUUUCCAGUUUUACGGAAAAGUGCAGGAAUAUGUGAAAGAAGUAGAAAGUGUUCUCAGUUCAGUGUCUUCCUCCACAAAAGUUCACUCAGGAAACAGGAUCACGACAGCGCAAUCCAGUAAACCGCCCUCUUCCACUUCCUCACCCACAACGACAAAACAAGCAAGUAGACAUGUACCACAGACAGAAAGUCUCCAAAGGGAGACAACUGGAUUCGUUAAUGUGCCAGAAACAGAUCAGAAAUCUGAUUCGAUAAGUAGUAACAGUAUGGAUAACAAUAGUUUUACAAAUGAUGAAAGUCCCAAAAUUGUUCCAGUACAAUCAUAG
This is a messenger RNA of Ylistrum balloti, 957 nucleotides long. RefSeq lists its product as uncharacterized. Lineage: Eukaryota; Metazoa; Mollusca; Bivalvia; Pectinida; Pectinidae. The coding region runs from base 1 to 957 and encodes 318 amino acids. The transcript has a single exon. The record is from RefSeq and is a predicted model, not a curated record.